Messenger RNA from Vanessa atalanta (red admiral), 7027 nucleotides. It is a transcript of the gene Cad74A, whose product is annotated as cadherin-23. The transcript has 24 exons. NCBI's taxonomy places the organism in Eukaryota, Metazoa, Arthropoda, Insecta, Lepidoptera, Nymphalidae. Bases 173 to 5623 code for a protein of 1816 amino acids. Gene Ontology annotation, biological process: homophilic cell-cell adhesion. Gene Ontology annotation, cellular component: plasma membrane. The record is from RefSeq and is a predicted model, not a curated record. Gene Ontology annotation, molecular function: calcium ion binding.
UGGUGCAAGUUUUUGACAGAAUGUUAUUAACUAAGCGGAGUUGACUUCGAUGUUUGUUGGACGAAAGAUGGAUUUUUUUAAAUAAUUAUUACGUAUUUGUUUUAUAUAAUGUGUUUAAACGUUUUUGUGUAAAAUGUGAUUGUGAUAUGAGUUUUGUGAUAUUCGGACAAAGAUGGCUGAAAUACUUCUUCAACGACGGAAAGUGGCUGCAGUGCUAAUCGAACCAAAUCCUUUGAUAAUAUUGUUGAUUAUUUCUUUGUUACAACUAUGUGUGGCUCAAGUUAUAAACAGAGCGCCUCAUUUUAUCCCGCAAACUGGAGAUAUGUCUAAAUUUAGUUUACCUGAGAAUACUCCUGUAGGAACGCCAGUAUAUCACUUAAAAGGCAUAGAUCCAGAAAAUGGUCCAUUAAGGUAUUCCAUAUCGGGGCAGUACUUUAGUGUGGAUUCUGCAACUGGCGUCGUCACAUUGGCUAAGUCUUUAGAUAGAGAGGAGCAAUCAGCUCUAGAAGUCAUAAUCAGUAUUACAGAUGAAGGCAUGGAAGACACCGAACCCAAUACAGUAUCUCUUCGACGUGUCAUCCCCGUGAAAGAUGUGAACGACAACCCGCCUAUAUUUCACAACAGGCCCUACAUAGUCAAUAUAAGUGAAGCAACCGCUGUUGGAACUGAAAUCGAGGUAUCACCGAAAAUAACAGUGACGGAUCGAGAUGAAGGUGAAAAUGCAAAUAUAAAAGUAAUAUGUUCUGCCAAAGAAAGAGGAAGCGAUGCUGAAGCAUGUUCCGUCUUCAGAAUUGUUACAGAUAUGGUGACACCAAACGAAUACCAAGUCAGAAUCUUCCUCGCGAAACCACUUGACUUUGAAAGUCGAUCAGCUUACAUAAUAUCGCUGGAGGCUUCGGACGCAUCUGACAAACCUCUUCGAGCCACAGCUAGUGUAUCAACAGCUAUACGAGAUGUGCAGGACCAACCUCCGGGGUUCGUGAAUGCGCCAUAUUCUGCAACAGUUGCUGAAAAUACUCCACCUAACACAAGCAUAAUGGAAAUCGUAGCCAAAGACGGGGACACGGCCAACCCACGUCCCGUGUUGCUGACUUUAGAGGGCGACAUAUUACACUACUUUAAGCUGGAUCCGGAAAGGUCUAUAGGAAGAGCCACGCUGGUGACAACGGAUGUUCCUAUAGAUAGAGAGAGCGAUGUAGUUGUGCAAAAUGGAGGCGUUUAUAGUUUUUACGUAAAGGCAACAGAAUUAAUUAACAAUGAAGUGCCAUCCGAUUCCACAGUUAUUCCUGUGACAAUAAUAGUGACAGAUGUUGACGAUCAUAUACCCCAAUUUAAUCGAGAUUUAUUCGACAUUUCGAUACCUGAAAAUAUUGAAAACGGAAGUCCAAUCCCAGGUCUAUCGAUAUAUGUUGAAGAUAAUGACUUAGGGCAUAAUAGUAAAUAUGAUUUAAAGUUACGCAAUGUUUUUAACUCUGAAGACGUAUUCUCCAUUAGUACAGACCACGGUGAAGGAAGAACUCCUAUUAGCAUAAAAGUAAAGGAUUCAUCUAAAUUGGAUUAUGAUAUCGAGGACGAAGAUAAACGAUUGUUUAAUUUCGAUAUUGUUACCUCAGUAAACAAUAAAGAACUUUCAUCUGCGAGAAUAAAUAUCAAAUUACUGGAUGUUAACGAUAACGCUCCUGUGUUUGACGAACCACAAUAUAAAUUUAACGUGUCCGAAAGUGCUCCAGUUGGUUUUAAAAUUGGUGAUGUACAAGCAACAGAUAAAGAUUAUGGUAUAUUUGGAGAAAUUGAGUAUUCUCUUACGGGAUUUGGAUCACAUUUAUUUAAGACUGAUAAAAAUAGCGGGGGCUUAUUUGUAGCAAAUAUAUUGGAUUAUGAAACACAAAGAAGUUAUAGUCUAACCCUGUUUGCAAAAGAUGGCGGUGGGAAAGGGACAACUACGAGUAUUUUCAUUGAUGUUCUAGACGCAAAUGAUAAUGCACCUAUUUUUGAAGCUUCGGAAUAUAGUCGUACUAUCAGAGAUGGUGCUACUACUUUUGAACCACAGCUAGUUGUGCGGGCAACUGAUCUAGAUGGUCCGACUCAAGGUGGUGGACGAGUACGAUAUUCUCUGGAGUCAGACAAUAGCAUCGCACACAAAGGAAAGGUGUUUGCAAUUGAUGAAGAUACAGGAGAGAUCACUAUUAUGAACAAAGUGGAGACGAUGGACACUCCAAGAGGUCAAUACGAAUUGGUGGUUAGAGCUACUGAUUACGGAAAACCAACGAAAUUUAACGAAACGAAAGUUUAUAUAAGGGUAGGUGUUCCUGGUAAUCAGCGACCAACAUUUAAAGGAAAUUAUCACAAUUACAAAUACAUAGUCAAUCAACGAAAUCCAGAAAGCAAUGAAGAUUUUACAUUUGAUCUUAAUCCGAUGAAUUAUAAAGCUAGUAUUAGAGAAGAUGCCUCACCUGGACAAAAUGUUACUACAGUUGUAGCGAGUGACCCUGAUGGCUUGGACGAUCUAUUAACAUAUCAUAUUGUAUCUGGCUCUAAAGAUAAUUUUGUAAUUAAUGAGCGGAGUGGCUUGAUAACUGUUUCUAAUGAUUCAAUUCUCGAUCGAGACGUAAAUCCAGACCGCUACGAAAUAAUAGUUUCUGCGGUAGACAGUGGUAUACCAAUUCCAGAAACAGCAACAACUACUGUCUUUGUAACCAUACUGGAUGUUAAUGAUAAAUCUCCAAAAUUUAACGUUACUGAAUCAACAACAUAUAUAUCUGAAAGAACUAGAGUAAAUGAUGUUGUAACUAAAAUUGGUGCUUAUGACUCAGAUUUAAAUGCAAAACUUAAAUUUAGUCUCAUUGAACCGAUAAAAGCAUUUUCAAAAGCAGGCGUCCAACUAAAAUCGAAUUCACCAUAUGAUUACAAAAAUAUUUUUAAAAUUGAUGAAGAUUCUGGUGAAAUAUUAGUUAAUGGUAAGCUAGAUUAUAGUCAAAUGUCUAUAAUAAUUCUUACUGUAAAAGUAUCGGAUAUCAAUGCAGAAAUAAAUAAAGACAAACAAUUUGCUAUGAUGGAACAUACAAUAUAUAUCCAACCGUAUGCAGAUAAAAAUCCACAGUUUACAAAUCCAGGCUGGACUAGCUCUAAUCCUGUAAUACAUCAUAAAGUAAAAGAGGAUCAACCUAUUGGAAGUACCGUCCUUGUACUAAUGGCAGAAGAUCCAACAUCAGGUCAUAUGGUGUCUAAUUUCAAAGUAAUAAAUUCACAGACUGGUUUAUUACAAGUAGAUCCUUUGAGCGGGCAAGUAGUUUUGACUAAACACCUGGAUUACGAAGAGUUGACUAAUCCAAAUUUGACCCUUACUGUUCAAGCUACCAGUAACGAUGGUAGUAAACAUAGCACAGCCAAAAUAAUAAUAGAAGUUGUGAAUUUAAAUGAUAUCGCGCCAGUGUUUGAUAAAGAGCUUUAUAAAGUGAGUGUUCUAGAAUCAAUUAAACACCCAGAUCAGAUAAUAACAGUGAAAGCUGUAGACAACGAUGCAGUUUUAACUGAGGAGGAUAAAACAAGCGGGUACGCUGAUGUACGUUAUACAUUGAGAGGAGACAAUGCCGAACUGCUUACUAUUAACAAUGUUACGGGAGUAAUUAAGGUAGCCCCAAAUAAAACGUUAGAUCGUGAACGGCAAUCUGUUCUCCGCUUAGAAGUGGAAGCAUUCGACACACCUAAAGGUGGGGGUGAUCGUCUUAAAUCUGUAGCUACACUUCUAAUAGACGUGUUAGACGUAGAUGACAACACGCCGACCUUUGAGAAGGCUCUAUAUACAGCUGUUGUACCAGAAAACGUCCCAGUGGGUUUUACAGUUACAAAGUUAACAGCAACUGACCCAGAUGAAGGUCUUGGUGGUGAAAUUAAAUACGAAUUCCUAGAUGAAGGGGAAGCUAAUGGUUUGUUUGCUAUCGAUGGAGCCACGGGCGUGGUGAGCACGCAUGCCGCACUUACAGGCCGCGGACGUACGGCGCCCUACCGUUUGCUGGCGGCUGCUACGGACGGCGGCGAGCACCAAGCGGUCGCAUCGCUGGAGUUGUACGUAGGUGACGUCAGCGCUAACGAUGGCGUACCCGCCUUCAUCAGACCCACGCCCGGGGAGGAGCUUAGUGUUAGUGAGAAUGCAACAAUUGGCACGACGGUGUUUCAAGUGGUUGCGACCGACCCUGACGACCCCACGCAGCCUUCCGGGCAACUUAUGUACUCCAUACAACCAAGUAAUGCUGACGCAAAAAUAUUUGCUAUCGAUCCACACACAGGGCUAAUAACGACACGUCAGACAUUAGAUCGUGAACGUCAAGCACAGUACACAUUAGUUUUGGUGGCAGCAGACGGUGGGCGACCACCUCAACAAACCUCACGCGUAGUGCGUGUGCAGGUGGCUGAUGUGGACGAUCAUCGACCGCGGUUCGCAAGAGCUCUGGACGAUCCGCCAGUACUAAUGUCUACGAAUGAAGAAGUUCCAAUUGGAACUGUGAUUGGACAGCUUGAAGCUGUUGAUGAAGAUAUUGGCGAGAAUGCUGCUAUAGAUUAUACCAUAACAGCGGGCAAUGAACUCGAAUUGAUAAAAAUACAACGCACUAAUGAUAGUAAAGCACUUCUAAUUGCGGCUGCGAGAUUGGACAGGGAGGCUGUUUCAAGACAACUACUUACCGUAAAAUGCUUCAAAUAUGGUACCAAGCCGAGAUUGAGUAAAUCUUAUAAUAGAUUGGAUCCGACUGAAAUCCAGGUGGUGAUCAAGAUACUGGAUAUAGACGAUCACCUACCAGAAUUCGAAAGCACCAAUAUGACAAUCGGGGUCCGUCUUAACGUACCGGUAGAUACAGUCAUAGCCACAGUUAAGGCCAUAGACAAAGAUCCUGAUGCACUCCUUAUUAAUUAUAAAAUCAUAAACAUGACUUUUGAGUCGCCUAUAAAGUCGAAAUCAUCGAAUAACGUAACUGAUGUGAUUUUAGUAAAUAACGUGACAGGAGAAAUUAAGAUUAUGAAAAAUUUGAUACAUUACGCUGAUGGUAUAUUCAGAUUAAUCGUACGAGCUAACAAUUCCAACGAAACAGACCGAUACAGUGACCUUCAAGCUGAAGUCGUAGUGGUGCGUGAGCGCGACUUGUUGAGGCUGGUUGUACCCGACGGACGGUCCCGCCUCGCUUCACUGAAGGAACAAAUAUCGAAAAUUCUUGUACCUCGCAACUUAAAACUGCAACUACACGACGCUCCACAUGCAGCUUUCUAUGACAACGUUGGGCCGUGUUUUCAGUUGCGCAAGACGGACACGGGUGAGGCUCUAACUCCGAAGGCAACACGAGCCGCUAUGCGGUCUGCGGGUGACGAGUUACAAGCGGUGCUACUCGAGCACGGUGUGCGUGGUGUAGCAGGCUGCGGGCCCACGCGCAGCACGCAGCACUCACCAGCACAACGCGCACUAUUGCUUCUAGCUGCAGCAUUGCCGCUAGCUGCGCUUACUGCUGUCAUAGCGCUGUGCUGUCUGCGCUCCAGAGCCAAGAGUCGCAUGCGCGCCGCGCUCCACGCCGCGCAUGACGUCCCGCCGGCAAGCCGCGCGCCGCGCCUGCUCGCCGAGCCACUUUACUCCACGUGACAACUCCUCCACAACACUUAUACAUAAUAUUGUCGUAUAUAGAUUGCGUCGUUACUUGCCCACAUCCCACAUUUAUACAUAGAUAAUUAUUUUAAAAUUCAAUGAGCCAAUUCAAAAAAAACCUAACAAAGAAUUUGCCCAUUUUUAUUAAUUAAAAAUGUAUAUUGCCGUUGAAUAUUUACUCGCUUAGAUAUAUUUUCUUAAUAAUGAAUUUAAUAUGUAAUGAAAAAAAGAGAGAAUUAAAAAAAAUACAUUUUACAAAAGUAAAUUGAAUGGUAACCCAAAUUAUAUGUUGAAUUGAUAUACUGAAUGAUUUACUCUUUUACAAAUUCUAUAAAAAGACGUAAUUAAUAAUCUGUUCAAUUAAUUUCGUGUUUCGCAUGUUUGAGUUAAGGCGGUAUUUACCAAAGCAUAUUCGCUUAGCGAUAUUGCCUUGUUAGACUGAUUGGGUGUAUUCGUAAAAUAACAAACACGUCGCAUACACGUAACAAUUUGUAUGUGAGAGCACGUGAAAAAAGUCAUACACAAGCCAACAGGACUAUAAAUAUAAGGAGUACCUAUAAACUAUGCUACAUGCCUCAAAAGCUACAUAACUGUAUAAUUCUAUAACUUCAAAUUAUAAAUAUAGACCAAGUCAUUGAUAUAUUAUAUUUUGUGUUUAAAAAAAUAAAAAAUUAACUCUACGAAUUUAUAUUAAUUGUAGUUCUAAUAAAAAAAUGUGUACCUUUAUUAAUAAAUAGUAAAUUUUUGUUUAUAUUUAACUACUGAAAUCCAUUUGGAAUACAUUUUUAUUGUUUAAAUAAUUCAUCAAUAAAUUUUAAUGUAUGUGUGUGUGCUUAGAUUAUAGGCAAACAACUGCGUUAUAUGAGUAAUUGCUUCGAGUUUAUGCCGUUUUCUUUGAACUCACUGUUUUAGGAAUUAACGUAGAGCAAUUUUUCAAGAACAAACCCGAUCGUAAAGUGUCAGAAAGUGAUAUGCGACAUUGAUUACAAUAAUCGUAUCACAUAGAGGAUACACGCAUUGAAAACGCAUAUCACCGUCAAUAUUACGAAUUACAAUUUCACGCGUUAGAUACGAAGUGAGCGCUUACGGAAUAGCGCUGCAGGUGCGACUUACAGGCACAUAGGGCUGCCAAUCAUACUUUAUGAAUAUUAAAUAUACUUGAUUUAUAAGGUUACGAAUUAUACGAAAUUAUAAGAUGUAAUAUAAUAAUUUUCAUAGAUUGUAUGUUAUUUGCUAAAUGACCUUGAAAACGAAACGGUUCGUACAAAUGUUUCUACAAAUCUGAAGUAAACAUAUAAUUGUGAUAAUUUAAUAAGAGGUUAAGUCUAAGUCACAACAAUAUGAAUAUUUUUUUUUUAUAUUUCCUUAAGGAAUUAUUGUAAAACUUAUCCUUGUAUAUAG